CAAUGCGGCGGGUACGGAUUACAGAAUGCAGCCGGAAAGCUUCUCCGACUGUCAGUUAUCCAACGAUUCCCAUCUGCCGCGGCAUAUUGAAGAGUUUCCAACUCCUCAUCUACCAGGAAAUGUGGUGACGCUGGGAACAGAGUCUCUAGACGUCGACACAGUGGGGACCGUGGUCGGAUGGGGCUUGAGUGGCGUGCAACCCAGCCCCAAGAGGAUGGGGAAGACCACAAUGGUGGUGGUGCCACGUGUCGAGUGCUUCCCUAGGGGCUUGGAAGAGCAAUUGAACACCUUUUACUGUAUGCGUCCUCAACACGAAGACACUGGCGCCUGCAGAGGUGACAGUGGAGGGCCGUUUGUCGUCGACAGGAUGCAGCACGGCAUCCUCUGGUCGGGAGCCUGCACAGGACAGAUAAGGGAUCGAUUUACGUUCACCAAUCCAGUUAGUUUACGAGAUUGGAUUGCCAGUGCCAUAGAUUCAAGCCUGGAAAGCUGA
Molecule: messenger RNA, 493 nt
Organism: Schistocerca nitens (vagrant locust)
Lineage: Eukaryota; Metazoa; Arthropoda; Insecta; Orthoptera; Acrididae
Product: trypsin-6-like
Exons: 2
Coding region: 26-493 (155 amino acids)
Biological process (GO): proteolysis
Molecular function (GO): serine-type endopeptidase activity
Source: RefSeq, a predicted model, not a curated record